AGCGGCCUUCGAGCCAACGGUUAGAGCGGACGGACGGAGGUUGAUAAUGUCGACUUGCAACUUAGAUAGAUGCAAUCUCCCAAGGGGAGCAGACAGUAUCUGAGCAGCAACAACCCGGAGGGAUGGAGACAUGAUAAUGGAUUCUGAAUUAAUGCAUAGUAUAGUAGGAAGCUAUCUUAAACCUCCAGAAAGAGUUUUUAUUCCAUCAUUUAUCCAGAAUGAUGAAUCAUCUCAGACUCACCACUGUGCAAACUUAGAAGCUACCUCUCCUAAAAUGCUUCAUAGUCCAAAUAGCCAAGCUCUUAUUUUAGCCUUAAAAACUCUUCAGGAAAAGAUUCAUCGUUUAGAAUUGGAGAGAACACAAGCUGAGGAUAACCUAAACAUUCUUUCCAGAGAGGCAGCACAGUAUAAAAAGGCCUUGGAGAAAGAAACACAUGAAAGAAAUCUGGCACACCAGGAACUGAUAAAGCAGAAAAAAGAUAUUACUAUACAGUUAAGCUCAGCUCAGUCUCGCUGUACUCUUCUAGAGAAGCAACUGGAAUAUACAAAGAGAAUGGUUCUUAAUGUAGAACGAGAGAAGAAUAUGAUCCUAGAACAACAGGCCCAGCUUCAAAGGGAAAAAGAACAAGAUCAUAGGAAGCUGCAAGCAAAACUUGAAAAUCUUGAUAUCUUAGAAAAAGAAUGUUUUAAACUUACAACCACUCAGAAAACUGCUGAGGACAAGAUUAAACAUUUAGAGGAAAAACUUAAGGAAGAAGAACAUCAGCGUAAGCUAUUUCAAGACAAAGCAUCUGAACUUCAGACUGGACUUGAAAUCAGUAGAAUUUUAAUGUCUUCAGUAUCAAAUCCAAAACACUGCAAGGAGAAGAAGAAGUCUUUGAAGAAAACUAGAUGUUUAAAGGGAGGACCACCUCAGCAAAUUCAUUCAAAGUUUGGAUCACUGCCUGUUGUGGCUGAGAAGUCUGCCAGUGUGAACUAUUCUGUGAAUGCAAGUAUGCAAAGCCUCCUGCAGUUGAUGAAACAUUACGGGCCACAUAACUGUCAGAAACUUACUGAAGUUACGGAGCCUCGAUGUCUCUACAAGCCUACUAGAACAACUUUCCAGGGUAAAGCUGAACCUUCUGAUUCAAAAAAUUCCAUUUCUAUUGGUGACAAUUUGUCUGAACUUGUGAUGGCAAUGCAGGAUGAGCUGGACCAAAUGAGUAUGGAGCAUGAAGAACUACUGAAUCAAAUGAAGGAAACUGAAAGUCAUUCAGUCUGUGAAGACAUAGAAUGUGAACUAGAACAUUUAGUCAAGAAAAUGGAAAUUAAAGGAGAACAAAUUUCCAAACUGUUGAAGCAUCAAGACAAUGUCCGUAAACUGCAGCAAAAAGUUCAAAACUCAAAGAUGAGUGAAGCUUCGGGUGUUCAGAGAGAAGAGAGCAACCUUAAAGGAUCAAAGAACAUAAAAAAUAGUCCCAGAAAAUGUUUGCUAACUAACUCUCUUCAGAAGAACAGCAAUUUUCAUCCAGUACAAGUCCAUAAUCUUCAAAUGAAAUUGAGAAGAGAUGAUAUCAUGUGGGAACAGUAACACAAUAGUAAAACUGUCACCUUAAAUGAACUCUGUCAGUGAGAUCUUGAA
Callorhinus ursinus (northern fur seal) is the source of this 1621-nucleotide messenger RNA. Lineage: Eukaryota; Metazoa; Chordata; Mammalia; Carnivora; Otariidae. The record is from RefSeq and is a predicted model, not a curated record.